This is a messenger RNA of Closterium sp. NIES-67, 2582 nucleotides long. Lineage: Eukaryota; Viridiplantae; Streptophyta; Zygnematophyceae; Desmidiales; Closteriaceae. The record is from the annotation of a GenBank genome assembly.
AAAAGGGCUGCACUUCUGGCCCUGCCCUUGGCGCCGUAGGUGCUGCUAAUCCCAAGGCUGCCGUGAGAUGCGGCCAACGUCAAAUGCAAAGGCGGAGGCUGAAAUUUCUGCAUUCCUUCUGGACGGUUUCUUGCAUUGCUGUCUUGUUAACGCGAACGUCGUAGUAGCAGGUCGGUUCUCGAUUGGUCACAGGAGCCAUCGAACUCGUGUCUGCUCCUGCUCCCCGAGCCAAGACCAGUUUGCUCCAACGAACCGGGCCCUUUCCACCUAAGUCUUACCUGAUUCACGCCAAACUCUCGUCCUUCUGACUAUGGCCAGGUUUAGACGAUCUUAAAUUUCAACAAUCGAGACGCCUGAGGAACAUUUGGACUGACAGGGUGAAUCAUACGCGUCGUCCGCCGUACCGCGUUCCCACAAUUCCCCUUCCGAGGUGACUUCGAGUCGACUCAAAAGUCACAAUUCCCCUUCCGGCUCUUUCCCUACUCCUGAAAUGGCGUCGCGGGUUCAACAACUCAGGUCUCUGAUCCUGUUUCUGGCUUCGCUAUCAACCAUCCUUCCGUCCAUCCUCGCUAUUGGCCUCUCGGCACAAGGCCUCGCCAGAGUCAGGGAGGCCAGAAGACCUUCCUUCGCCGAUCGAUCCCCGCUACAAGCAGCCUCGCUCCCCGAUAGAAGGAGCCUCGCUACAAGCCCGACGACAGCGGCAGUCGAGCUGCUAGCGGACGUGGCAGGCAAGGCGUCGGCGCUGAGCGACCAGAUUUUUGCCGUCAAGUAUGGGGACAGAGAUACCAUCGCCUUUCGUGGGGUUUUGACGGAGGCGUCUCUCAUCGUGAAGAACCUCGAUUCUGCCGCCACCAAUCUCGCCGACGCCGUGCGAGGGGGCCCGGACAAUCUCGACCGCAAGGAGCUCAACGAAGCGAUCGCAGCCGUCGGAUUUGCGCAGACGAGCGCGAACUACCUCGAGAUUGCCUUGCAGGCGAAUUUUCAAACCGUCAGCGACAAGACGGUCCGUCAACUCCAGACGGCCGCCGUCGCCUUGGCGGACGGUCUUCAGACGGUCAGAGCCGUUCUGGCAGAGCUUAAAAACUUACGAGUCGAGCGCGCCUUCGCCGCUGCCCUCUCGACCAAUCUGAACCAGCCACGUAGCGACGCCGUCGACCAGCACCAAUCGCUUGCCGAGGUGUUCCAAGCCCAGCUCACGAGUUCCAAUAACGGGGGAAAAUCAGACAAGCCGACGCCGAAAGCGAAGGUUGACGUGAAAGGGAGGCCGGUGGGCCACCACCCCCCGGGAGUGGGCGGUAAGGGAGGGAAGAACGUGGGGAGGUAUGAACCGAAUAAGGGGCACCACUCGGCAGGAAAGGGCGGACACUCCAGCCCAGGCAAGCAGACGUCCGGGACGAUCAAGAGCGGCAAUGCCCAGGCCAGUCAAACCACCACUAAGAGCCCGCCUAAGAGCCCCGCUAAAAGUCCCGCCAAGAGCCCCGCUAAGAGCCCCGAUAAGAGCCCUGCCAAGAGCCCCGCUAAGAGUCCCGUGAAGGCGCCUAUUCGCGCGCCUAGUACCGGGUACAGAGCAGUCCGAGCGGCGUCUACUAAGGCGGAUAAGACGGUCGCUCUGGAUGGCAGCGGCGAUUUUAAGAAGAUUCAGGAUGCUAUCAACUCGGUGCCGGACAAUACCGUGAUUUAUAUCAAGGCGGGAGUGUACAACGAAAUGGUGACUAUAUACAAGAAGGGGAUCACGCUUCUCGGGGAUGGCAUUGACAAGACGAUUGUUACUGGAUCCGCCAGCUACUCAUCAGGCUACGACAUCAUCACAUCAGCUACUAUCGGCGUGAAUGGUAACAAUUUCGUCGCAAUGUACAUGACCAUUCGCAACACUGCUGGCCCCUCGGGGCUCCAAGCCGUGGCCCUGCGCUUGGAUUCUGACCAGGCUGCACUGUACCAGGUCAAGGUUACUGGUUACCAAGAUACACUCUUCUGCUCCACGGGCCGUCACUACAUAAAAAACUGCAUUAUUGAGGGCACGGUGGACUUCGUUUUUGGUUACGGAGCUGCGGUGGUGCAGUCAUCUACACUCAAUGUGCUUAAAUCGCCGACUUGGACGACAACGGUUCUGGCCUCUGGGUGUUACCAGUCCGGGGCGCUGUGUGGGAUUGUGGUGGUUGACAGUAAAGUGAAUGGUGACUAUGGCGAUGUGUACCUGGGCCGGCCGUGGAAGGACUAUGCUGCCAUGGUCUUUAUCAACACUGUGCUGCCGACGAAGGUAAACAAGAACGGGUGGAUGCCCUGGAAGGUCGAUGAGACAUUCGGUGGGAAGCCCUUCUUAGCGGAGUAUGGAAGCAAGGGAGCUGGUGUCCAGUCAUCCAGGGUGUCGUGGGCGCGACCUGGCGUGGUUUCUUCACUAUCACAAGUCAGCAAGUACUCCCCGAAUAACUUCCUCUCGCUGAACUCGUGGAUUGGGAAGACAGGGGUUCCAGUUUGACUGCCUUGCUAGGCAAGUGCCACACAAAUGAUAAUUUUAGGGUUCAUAGUCCAAAUUAUAGGUACCCUCUAAUAAUUUGUUGUUUUGACUCAAGGAGUGUAGCAAU